Molecule: messenger RNA, 7409 nt
Organism: Hydractinia symbiolongicarpus
Lineage: Eukaryota; Metazoa; Cnidaria; Hydrozoa; Anthoathecata; Hydractiniidae
Product: zinc metalloproteinase nas-4-like
Exons: 8
Coding region: 6399-7298 (299 amino acids)
Biological process (GO): proteolysis
Molecular function (GO): metalloendopeptidase activity; zinc ion binding
Source: RefSeq, a predicted model, not a curated record
GCUUCCAUAAGUUCGAAUUCUGAAGGAGGAAAGCAAUUAUUAGGUCAAAAAAGCAUUCCAAGUCAAUGAGAUUUUGAGUCCUUGGCAUGAAUUUCAAUAAAUUUUUUUGAAAAAGGACCAGUUGGUUGCCUAUAAAAUUCUAUCAACAGAGUAUAACUUAUAUGAGUUUUCAAGAUCUAUAUGUAAAUUUUUAAAUAUUAGAAAAUUUGAUUUUAGACAAAUUUAUUCGUCGGGCAAAAUUUUCGUUGGACAUAAUUUUCGUCACCAAAGAAAAAUUUUGUCCGACAGUUUUGUCCGAUAAGGUAGCUCGCAAGAUGGAGAAUUUACGAGAACGUGUCAAAGUAUAACGUUAAUUAAUUCGGACACUGCUGUCGGAAGUUUGGCGAAAAAGCAGAGAGUGACCGCGAAUUUUCUCAAAAUUAGUAGGUUUCCAGCAUCGUGCAAUGGUUUAUUUGGUAGGAAGAAGACGUAAACGUUUGUAUUGUGGUAAUUUUCACGAAUUUAAGAAUUGUUUUGAACGAAAAUGCCAUUAGCCGCGCGCACGAGAACCUCGUUAAUGAGCUGCGUGCGUAGUAAUAUCCGCGAAUAUUGUGUAAAUUUAACCAAAGAAGUAACACCAAUUCCGUUGUUUAUUAUAUGCUCAACCCAUACGUUUCAACAAAUGAAAUUUUACGAAAAGAACUUAGGCAAGUGAUUAGGGUAAGUUACCGAUUAAGCGUCACCUAAAUAAGCGCUUAGUUAUAAGAAAGUGGCACAUAAAAACGCGUGUUAUAAUUAUCUAAUAUGCCCAAAUAUGUGUUACAGUUUAACCGAUCUGUUCUGCCCAAUCUUGGAACUCGCACCGUCUUUAGACUUGCCAGGCCAAUCUUCGGACAGUGACAAAUGGAUUGUCAGUCUUAAGACUGGACUGCCCAAUCUAUGGACGUAUAUGUCCAAUCUUAGAACAAUUGUGGAAGUCAAAGAUAUCAAGUCCAGUCUUAAGACUUGGCAUUUAUAUGUCCAAAGAUUAAGCAGUGUCCUAAGAUUGGGCAGAACAGAUCCUUUCUGCUUAACGUUCAGCAUGAGAAUAGGCGGUUGUCUAAUUGAGCGGUUGUGCUUACACGCCUUCCGUAGCUCAAAUGGGAGCUUUAAAUGCACUGGGACCCCUUUCGCAGGACCCUCAUUGAGAAAAGUUCCUCUAGAAACUGAAAAUGCUAUCCUAGGUAAAUAAUAGUAAUGAUAAUAUUAGUUUAAAAAUUAGUAUAUAGCAGAAGUAGCAGAUGUCGAUGGACUACAGAAGUUCACUCCAACCUCCAAUUAUAAUCUGUUUAUAAAGAAGUUAACAAUAAAAAGAAUUUUGCUUUAACUUGUUUUGUUUAUGCUUAACCAUCCCAUUAUCUUACUGAUUGCGUAUUCGCGCGCAAAUCGUAAAAAUGCGCGAAAAUUAGAAAGCGUUUUUUUUCGGAAUCGCGUAAGUUUUUCUCAUAAUUGCGGAAGACAAAACAGCUGUUUAAUUUUAGACACAACAUAAAAUUUAUAUCUUUUUUGACGAGUGCAUAUAUCUUUUUUAACUAUAUAAAAAAAAUUUGUCGUGGCGAGAAGAAUUUGGACCAAAAGUUUUUGCUCAAAGAAACUGCUCGCAGCAGUACUUGAUGCAUUUUAGUUCAAUACACAAUGGUUUUGACAAAAAGAGAGAGUUGUGUCGACAAAUUAAUGAAAAUUACAUUCUUGUUCCUAAUUGUGCCUGUUGUAAGUGCAGACCGUUCUGAGGUACAAAAAACCUCGGGUACAGGAUAGCAGACGAUACCGCACUAGCGUUAGUUUUGAAAUUUCUUUCCUGCUCAACUUCGUAUUAACCAUCGUAGUGCGGUCCGUUUGUUAAAAAGCUCAAUUUUGACACAACUUUUAUUCCUACUUCAAUUGACUAUAAUUCAAGAACAAGGUGGGGGCUGCCCCCUGCACCCCCGGGUCUGUUGACUUUAUUUGACUUUAGUUUAACGCAAGAACGGAUUGCGAGCAUUAGAUGUGUAGCAAAUGCAUUGGGCGCACGCUAACAAGAUGUGCCGCGACACAAAACUGUGUUUGGGUGAAUUUGUGUUGCUUUGGUGGCCCGUAACAUGAGCAGGCAAAAUUUGAGGAGAGAUUUUUUGAAUGAAUUAUUGACUUUGUAGGGCCGAAAUUUCACAACAAAGCGCUUUUAGACUCCGAACUUUCUUUUCAAAGGGCACUGUUUUGGUCUUACUACCAGAUCUGAGCAAAACCAGUUUGUUGAAAUUGCUUGUGACUGUAAAAUGCCCGUGGCUAUCCCGUAUAUAUGCGGGAUCCGCACCACAAGGGUUAAUGUUGAUUCAACGUUGAGACCAUUAUAAUGCGGUGGCAUUGCGAGUAAAAAAGAGGCCGAUGCAAGAUUAAAAAAAGUUAUUUAUAUCAGAGAUUUUAUACGUUGACCGAGAUAGUAUACCGUUAAAGGUACACUAUUUCUCCGCAUUUGAAGCCGUACCGUCCGUAAGCCCACAGGCCUAUGCCCGGCUGUCAGUCCGGUCUAAUUAAAAAAUGACCACAAAUCAUUUUAAUCAUUAAAAAGAAUGUCAUAGUCAACUUCGCUUCCUGCUUAUGACAUAUCUGAUCACAUUUUCCGCCUUUGUUCAAAAGGUCUCUGGCCCCUUUCCACGGAAGUUCCAGGCGGCUUUGCGAUUGUUUACUGUGGAGCCAGCUACGUCGCCGUCACUGGAAUUUGAAUAAAAACUGCAAUUGCGGAAAAUUUCAGCAAGCACAUGAGCAACACGAACCCCAAGGAUGACGGGUAAUUUGCUGCAGAAUAGAGACGACUCCUAAAGUAAAAAAUGGUUAUUCUGUUUGUUAUCGUUUUUGUUUCUAUGUCUUAAAAAUGUUUAUUAAAAUAACUUUGAGUUUUUCGUAAUCCACUGUCGUCUUGUUUUUACGUCCAAAAAAUUUCUUUGUUAUGCCGCGCGAAAUUUUGAAAACUAGCUUCGCCUCGAUUUAUAAUGAGAAGUUAAUUCAAACGAGAAGUGCUUAGGCAUGUAUAGCUAAAUCAAUCUUCAAAAACUUUGUAUUCACCAAAACUUAUUUCCUUAAAGGCGAUGAUUUUCGCCCCUAUUAAAUGGAAUAACUAACAAACCGUAAAAGAGAAAGCUUAGCGAGAGACGUUUGGGAAAGUAAACCUCCUCCUGCGUCUUGAUAUUGCGAAUUCCUUAAUUGGCUUAGAUUUGGUUUAAUACCGAAGUUGAGAAAAUUAUAGCGUGGGAGUUUUAUUCACAUUUUUAAUCUCACAUUUAUACGGGAAAGUUCCCUGUGGCAACAAAAAGGUUUCCGCUAUUACAAUAUGUCCGCUAAAAAGAGCGUUUCUGAUGAAAAGUUAACCAGGACUCUGUUUGUCGUUGCAAAAAUUGUACGCUAGAACGAGUUGUGUCCGCUAUAUGGUUGAAAAAAAAUUUUUACGGCUCUUACUUACGAAAUUAAAUACUUCAAAGUAUUUUAAAGCUGGUUAAAUUUUUUGAUUUGCGAAAGAUGUUUUGAUUGUCAUGUGAAAAAAGAGAAAGGAGAAUUGUUCAAAAAAUAAUCAAUUUAAAUAACACCCUUAAAUUAGCCAGGAAACCUCCCCCAUCGCAAUGCUUUAGCGACAAAAACAAACUAAACGGACAUAAUUAUUUCCUCUUUGGUUAAUGACUUUCAGAGUUUGAAAUUUUGUUAACGGGUGUUUAGAAAAUUUAUAAACUUUUCUUUGAUUUUUAUUGCUAUCGGCUGCCGUUGAACAGUCAUGUUACAGUUUUUUUUAUUUUUCAUAUCUUGUAUCGCUUUCCCUUCAGCAGGAAAUACGAAAUGCAGCUUGCUAAAAUGCGUAAUGACCUGAAUGCGUUACGGAUUUCCGCUGUAGACGUACUAAAUCUAAAUCCAUUAUAUCUUUGCAAUCGCACACGUAAAAAAUAUUACCAGAAGCAGUCCUCCCGCGUGUUCUAAGUUUACUAUUCCGACUUCUAAAAAGAGUUGCAGUUGUUGUGUGGCACCUAUCGGUUGUUUGAAGAUGGAAUAUUUUAUCAUGGCUGCCACGAUUGUGAUGAUGAGAAAUCUUUGGUAAAUGACACAAACUGCAAACUCCUUGCAAAUUAGAAAUCCGCGACAGUUUACCCAAUACGUUGAUGUGACAUGUUAUACGACGUUAUAACUGAAAAUGCGUCAAAGUGUUGAGCGUACGCAAAAAAGUGACUUGUGAUGCCAUUAACGGACUCUGCUACAUCAAUCGCUGCGCAAAUGUCCAGUUUUCUAUUGUCAUCUACAAUAAGUUGUUAUGAAAUCAGCGCACCCACUUUGGCAUUUAUGGAAAUAAUUUAACACCCCAAGAUACCCCGUGCCGUGACAGUACGGGAAAUAGUCUAAUAGCGAUAAUCAUAUCAUAUUCUGAGUGUUAAACAAGCCUGGCGCAAGUUACUUGAUGUAGGUAUAGUUGUCUCGUGCGGAGUGCGAACCUGCAACUUCUGCACUAAAAGAAAAUACUCCACCAACCUUUAUUAAUAUCCUUGUGGAAUAAAUUUUCGCGAGAAUUUUAAUUUCGCAAAUCUGAAUUUUGAUAAUUUUUUUUGUUAUAUUUUGAAAGAAUUUUUAUUCGCGAAUAUAAUUUCAGUAAAUUCCGUGAUAAUUUAUUUCACGAGAGUCAUGUCCCGAUUAGAUUAAUCAAAGGAAUCAUUAUCUAUCAUUGAUGUAAGGAUUCUCAGGACCUGUGUAGAAAUUCACCAACUGACGGCUCUCCACUUCUGCAGCUGGCAAAAUCUUAGCGAAAGAAAAAAUUAAUUUGUUAUUAAAAUAUAUAAACAUAAAUAUAGCCUGAAUUUUAUAUAAAAUAUAUAAAAUCCAGGCGAGCCAAAAAAUAGUACAUUUACGCGAACACAAAGUAGUCCAUUUACACGAACACAAUGAUUUAUCAUAUCCCAAAAUUUCGCUAAAAGAAAAGUUUAAAAAAUAAAUUCACAAGCACUUCAUUCGCGAUGACGGAGAUGCAAGAAUUCGCAAGAAUAAAUUUUUGCGAAUGACGACAGUGGGAAUUAAUGCAUUUCGCGAAAAGCAUGAAAAUUUGCGAAAUCGCGAAAUUUAAUCGUAGCGAAUAUUUACAUGAUAAUAGAGAAACAUGGAUUAAAAUGAAUUAUUAUGUCUGUAGUAGCUAACAGAAAUACGCCAUGGUUCAGGAAGAAGAGAUAUUGGACCAGCCCUUAGAAAUGUCUAGAUAAUUACAUACCACGUAUGACGAGUUUGAUUGGUUAUGUCGAGAAUUUUUUUAUCUCAUAAGUUCAGCAUAGUUUGUGAAACAAGACAGAUCUCAGUUUAAAAAUUAAAAUCUCACUAAAAAAUCAGACACACGGUAUUUUAGGAAAGAGCUGUAAUUGAAAAGAAAACCAGAAAACUUUACAAAAGUCAAAAACUCGCUAAAUUGAUUAGGAUUGAUUUUCGCGUAUCGGUGUUUUAAAAAAUUAUGUGAGAUUAAUUUUUGCGAAAAAGAAUUUUCCCGUUAAUUUUAAAGUACUAAAAAAAUAUAAUGAAAAAAAUUAUGAAAAAUUAACAAAACUGCUAAAAUCCUUAAAGCAAUUCGUCUGUUUUGUGUGGGAAAAGAAAUUUCAUAAUUUGACCAAAUGUUGAAAUUGUAUGUAGCUAUUUUUGUGAAAGCUCCCUGGUUAUAACUUGCAGCUUUAGAAAUGAUGGUGGAUCCGAUUACAGAUUAUCUUCAUCCUCGUUAUCAGAGCUUCUUGCCUGAAGCCGUCAUCACAGGAUUAGCACAAUACCCAGUAAACAACGUCGAAUCUGUUAAACAACACUUUCAACUUCUUAAAUUAGCACAGAAAAAAUAUUCAACACGAUAAUAAUUAUCUGCGAGUACUUCUAAAAUCAAAGUUUUUUGUUGAAACAGCCGAGACGGUUAAUCAAAGAAAUGGAAUGAUAUCAACGCUCUCGUGUGAACAGCUUUCAAACAAAAAACAAUCUUUGUUUAAUUCAUGCGUUCGCAUUGAAGCGUCUCACAUCUUUUGUGUUUCCUAAAAUUUGAACCCGAAACAAGGGUAAUUUUUUCGGUUUUAAAAAUUUCGUGUUUCUCGUCAAAGACUUCUUUUGUAUGACUAUAUUUUCUUUUUUGGAAUUCUCCUAUGCAUUUUAAUCACGGCAACUAAAAGGUUGAUGCAGCAGUGAUCUCCUGUAGUAGCCAAGCAACCUUGUUUGCAGCGCUCUUCCUGUCUUUCAAAACACUUGCCCAAUGAAGAUUUAUUAAGUGCUUAAUUAACUUUCGGAUUUGACCCGAUUUCAACAAUGGUAAAGUAACGCUUCAAGAUUGUAUACUUCUGUUUAUCUUGAAGUAUCUAUCCUAAACACGAUCUCCAACUUCAGAACAAAUUUGGUGUUGCUGUAACACUGACCAAAACAUGAUUUCGCUUCUCGUGAUUUUAUUGGUUCGCUCUGUGAUGUCAUUUCCUCCAAUGGAAAAUCCAAACCUUUUCGAAGGCGAUAUGAUAUUAUCUCCCGAGCAAAUGAGACGCAUCCAAGAUGCUAGUUCUGGAAACAGCUUUGCGGGAGUAAUCUCCAAUCGAUGGCCGUCCACAACAAUUGCUUGGAGCGCUUCCAAGGAAAUAAUACAAAGUUCGAAAGCGAUGAAAGCGAUCAACGCCGCUAUCGUGGAGUAUCACGCCAAAACUUGUUUAAAGUUCGUGCGAAGAACGAACGAGAAAGCGUAUUUUUAUUUCUAUGAGGGCUCGGGGUGUCAUUCAAGAGUCGGCUACUUUGGUACUGUCAAUAAAAUUAGUCUUGCGUCAGAAUGCCAACACGCUCCAACCGCCAUGCAUGAGAUGUUCCACUCUCUAGGAUUUCAUCAUGAGCAAUCCAGAGCUGACCGUGACAAAUAUGUCAAAAUAAUAUGGGAUAAUAUACCUAACGCUGCACGAAAAAAUUUCAAAAAGUAUCCACACAGUCAGUUGGAUUUUCGAGGAGAAGCAUAUGACUAUUUAUCCAUCUCUCAUUAUCGCAAGGAUACUUUCGGUGGUGGCCGCAUGACUAUCAAAACGUUGCAGAAGAAAUAUGAAGAUCUGAUUGGUACAUCCACUCACCUGAGUGCAAGUGAUGUGCGACAAUUAAACGCUAUGUAUCGAUGUAAUGGAAAAGGAACGCUGCCGCCAACUUUAACGCCACCCCCUUCGCGAGCACCAGUAUGUGAGGACGAGAAUGGUUUGGAUUACUGUACACCUCUUUUACGUUAUUGUCAUUCUGGCUCGACAAGCCUACAGAAAGUUUUGAAAAAACAGUGCUAUAAAUCUUGUCAAUAUUGUUAAUCGCGAAGGAUUUACAGAAUCAAAACCUGCAGUAAAUUAACAAAGUUGUCAAUUAUACUGUACUGUUUAUUAUUGUGAUUGCAAAAAAUAAAAAAGUUUAAAAAAAAUUAA